Musca domestica (house fly) is the source of this 1217-nucleotide messenger RNA. RefSeq lists its product as uncharacterized. The record is from RefSeq and is a predicted model, not a curated record. The transcript has 2 exons. Lineage: Eukaryota; Metazoa; Arthropoda; Insecta; Diptera; Muscidae. Bases 156 to 1055 code for a protein of 299 amino acids.
CCGAUUUAUCCACAGCCAAACAGCUGUUUUGCACUUUGUUGGCCGCAUUUGAAGUUUUCACUGGAGAAGAAGUUGAAGUGUUUUUUCUUUUAAAAAGUUGAAAAGUGCAUUUUUUUGUUAUCUAAAUACAAAUUUAAAGUUCGCAAGCCAAAAAAAUGGAGAGACAGCCAAAAAAUCUACAAGACCUGCUCAAAUUUGCCAUUCGUUAUCAGACAAACGAAGAUUGUGGCCCGUCCAAAUAUGAUGAAAUGGAUCCGGAGAAAAAGGAAUUUUUAGAAAAGGUACUCAAAUCCAUGACUGUCGAUGUUAUGGAUGAAUUGGCAAAGGCGAUACAAAUCUUGGAGGAUCCCGCUACCAGUGAUGAUGAUAAAGUUGAUGCACUCGACGUCGUUCGUGACUACAUUGACAAUAUGGAUUUUGCAAAUAGUUUUGUAAAACUUGGCGGAACAGAUAUUCUUAUAAAAUGUAUCAAAAGCGAUGUAGUGGCAUUGCGAACAAAUGCCAUCAAAGUGCUGGCCGAAAUGUCUCAAAACAAUGUCUACUGUCAACAGCAUUUUGUUGAAAACAACAUUGUGGAACUUUUGAUAUCCUAUCUGCAGGAUAAGGAUCAAGAAGUUGUGGCCAGUUCGUUGUAUGCCCUAUCAUCGCUAAUGCAAAAUUAUGAACCGGCCACAUUGGAGUUCAGCAAACAUGGUGGAAUUGUUGGAGUUCAAAAUUGUUUAAGUAGCCUGAAUUCAAGGGUGUUUGUUAAGUCCUGUUUUUUGAUUUCAUCAAUUUCCGCACAAUUUCCUAAAAUCUGUGAGGAAUUUGUCAAAGGUAACACAUUUGCAAAAUUGUGCGAAAACUUGGAAUGUGUCGGUGAUUUUGAUAUAAAAAUUGAGGCAUUAUUAAAUGCCAUGGCCACAUUGACAGAUAGUGGAAGUUUUGAUGCAAAAUCGGUGGCCAGCAACGAUGUCACUCCAGUUUUGGAGAAUAUGUUGAAAAAUAUCAAAGGACUGCCACAGUGCGAAGAAAUGGAAAUGUAUGCUCGAAAAAUACAAGAGAAAUUGAGAUAAAUUUCACUUGCAUUGGAAUUGGAUUUCUAGAUUGUGUCUAGAAAUGAAUUCUAUCGAAAUAUAAGUAAUAAAUUUAGUAAUGUAAGUUUCUAAUUAUAAUAACCAAUUUAAAAUUCAUAUUUAAUAUGGAAUAAAUUAACCUACACAAAUCAUUAAGAGAAA